This is a messenger RNA of Prosopis cineraria, 1129 nucleotides long. RefSeq lists its product as uncharacterized. Lineage: Eukaryota; Viridiplantae; Streptophyta; Magnoliopsida; Fabales; Fabaceae. The transcript is spliced from 3 exons. The record is from RefSeq and is a predicted model, not a curated record. The coding region runs from base 254 to 769 and encodes 171 amino acids.
CCCUUUCCGGUGCGGUGACCCCAACAAAUCUGAAGAAGAAAUUAGAAAAUCUCCCUCUCUGUCCCCCUCCGUAUCUCAGUGACGCGCUUUCAUUCCUGAUCGGACAUUGUCCUCUCUGCUAAUCUGAGUCCUUCUGACGGUGAUAUGCAGCAAGCACAGAAAUAGAAAACGGAUGAUUUCAUCCCGGAAUUGAAUUUGAAAUCUUUCUCUGAUCUUUACCUUUGUUUUCAUUUCAUUUUCCCUAAUCCAAGAAAUGAAGGAUGAUGACACGCUUCCUACAACUACUGCUAAUGCGAAGAAGGAAAACGCGGAUUCAGGUCUGUUCGGCAGGGGGAAGUAUAAAUUCUGGGCGUUAGCUGCCAUUUUGCUCCUUGCAUUUUGGUCCAUGUUCACCGGUACAGUCUCUCUUCGGUGGUCAGGUAGUCUCAAUAGCUUAUCUAAUGACCUUGAUACUCCAAUCUAUGACGACCUCGACGUCCUCGAAAUGGAGGAGAGGGAGAAGGUGGUGAAGCACAUGUGGGACGUGUACACCAAUAGUCGGAUCAGGUUGUCGCGGUUCUGGCAGGAGGCAUUCGAGGCUGCGUACGAAGAGCUGACAAGUGAUGUGCCCGAAGUAAGAGACGCUGCCAUCACGGAGAUUGCUAAGAUGUCUGUGCGCUCAAUUAUUUUCGACCCACCUCCCGUACAGUCCUCGAGAGCAAGGGAAUUUAGUAAGAGCCUCAUUCAAGUUGAAAAUGGAAAAGCAGCAGUGACCUCUAAGCGUGCUUGAGAAGUGAGGAAUUUGUGAAACAUCCAAGGGGUCUAAUAUGUACAUGAAAAAAUGCUCAUCGCUACAACCAGAAGUUUAUGAAGAGGUGAUGGGCGAAGUAUUACUCUGAUUUACGUGCUUCCAUAAAAGUGAAAAAUGUGUAUUUUAUCAGGAUAUGGUCGAUCCCAGUUUUGCAGUCAAUUUCAGAAUCAUUGCAGUGUGAGGCUAGUAAAUUGUAAUACGAGAUUUUGGGAGACAUAGUCAACUUGAAGGAUUAUUAUUUUUAUCUCAUUUCAUAAAGAUCCUUGUAAUAGCAGGUCUGUUCUAAAUUUCCUUGGUAUCAUGCGGCACUGAAGUGGCCUGGAUGGUGGUUUUGUUGAA